GCUUUAACAACUUCAGAAAGCACUGGAGAUCCAGCUGAAGCAGAGGAGAGAGAGAUUCAUCAGACCCACCGCCAUGGAUAUGCUCCUCGGAGGUGAUCAUCAGAACAGCUCAUCUGAGUCUCCAGAAAACACCAGUGUCGUCCAGUCGGGGGAGCUGUAUCUGAAAAAACUGGCACACCUGGACGAAUCCCUAUACCAGGAGUUUUACACCCUGUGGGUCUCGCUGAUCGUGGUCAAUACACUCAUGUUUGUGGUCGGAGUGGUGCUUAACAGCCUGGCGCUCUACGUUUUCUGCCAGCACAGCCGUUCCCGAUUAACCCCAGCCAUUUAUACUAUAAACCUAGCAGUAGCCGACCUGCUGGUGGCGCUGUCGCUCCCGGCACGCAUCGCACUUUAUCACAGCGGAGGCGACUGCGUGGCGUGUUUCUACAUGCACACUUUUAGCUACUUCGUGAACAUGUACUGCAGCAUCUUAUUUCUGACUAGCAUCUGCGUGGAUCGCUAUAUGGCGGUGGUGCGGUCGUCGGGCAGUCGUUGGCGCAGUCCUGCGGUGGCGAAAAUCGUUAGCAUAUGUGUGUGGCUUUUCGCAGUAGUCGUCACAUACUCUUUGCAGACUUCGGCUUUGGAGUUUCACAGAGCGUCCUGCUGUCGAGUCGCUGUAUUAUUCGCCCUCACCGUUUUGGAGUUCGUCCUGCCGCUAUUAGUAAUCGUAGCAUUUACGAUUCGUGUAGCAUGUGCGCUAACAGAUGGAAACCUAAUGCCGCAGAGCUGGGGUCGCCGAGCACGUGCUGUUCGGUUGCUGGUUGCAGUCCUGCUAGUUUUCACCGUGUGUUUUACGCCGUAUCAUGUGCGCGAGGCAGUGGUGUAUUUCCAGCUAGGGGGCAGCAGAGAGCAGCACGUGGUGGCGUAUCAUGUAACCAUCACGCUCAGCAGUCUCAACAGCUGCCUGGAUCCUGUGGUUUACUGUUUUGUGCCGGAUAGCUAUCGCUCUGUGCUGCGGAAAGAGCAGAAGAGGAGAUCUGGAGGGAAUCCGAUGGCGAUUAAAGGAAACAGGAGCAGAAACGCUGCCGACAAAGCCAUCGCUUACAGCGUCACAACUCUCACUCUCACACCCUGCAUACUGCCAAGCAGAGACAUCACAGCCUGAGAUUAAACACUCACUGAGAAUCUGAAAUAUCAGAUAUGUACAGUUGAAGCCAAAAUUA
Messenger RNA from Danio aesculapii, 1205 nucleotides. RefSeq names its product G-protein coupled receptor 20. The transcript has 2 exons. Gene Ontology annotation, cellular component: membrane. Gene Ontology annotation, biological process: positive regulation of Rho protein signal transduction; phospholipase C-activating G protein-coupled receptor signaling pathway. Gene Ontology annotation, molecular function: G protein-coupled receptor activity. Lineage: Eukaryota; Metazoa; Chordata; Actinopteri; Cypriniformes; Danionidae. The coding region runs from base 74 to 1147 and encodes 357 amino acids. The record is from RefSeq and is a predicted model, not a curated record.